GAACAUGUUCAUUGAACGUUUUUGUAUUUUGCCUAUGUUGAGAAGAUUACACGACAGUUUAUGCCAACAUGUCAACCCUGGGAUUAGUGUAGUUUUUGUAUUUUUUUUUCUCGUCUAAGAAUAGUCUUUAACGUGAGUGAAGAUGAACACGGCUUUUGCACUGACGCUGGUGUUUGUGGGCUGCUGUAGCAAUGUUGUGUUUUUGGAAGUUUUGGUGAGUGAUUUCCCAGGAUGCGGAAACAUUGUGACAUUUGCCCAGUUUGUCUUUAUUGCCUUGGAGGGUUUCUUCUUCGAGACCAAUUUUGGACGCAAGAAACCAGCCAUACCCAUCAGAAACUAUGUGAUUAUGGUGACCAUGUUCUUCACUGUAAGUGUUAUAAACAACUACGCACUCAACUUCAACAUCGCAAUGCCACUACACAUGAUCUUCCGAUCUGGCUCUUUAAUAGCAAACAUGAUACUGGGUAUCAUCAUACUGAAAAGAAGGUAUUCAUCAAGUAAAUACCUUUCCAUAUUUUUCGUAUCAGUAGGCAUCUUUAUCUGUACCAUCAUGUCUGCUAAACAAGUGAGUGCUGAAAAAGCUGCUACAGAAGAGGAAGGAGUGUAUGCAUUCUUGCACUGGCUUUUAGGUAUUGGCAUGCUGACCUUUGCUCUAAUAAUGUCUGCUUUAAUGGGCAUUUUCCAAGAGACUCUGUACAAGCAGUAUGGCAAGCACUCGAAGGAGGCUCUCUUCUAUAAUCAUUGCCUUCCAUUGCCAGGGUUUCUGCUGCUCUCAAAUGACAUCUAUAACCACGCUGUGCUCUUCAGUCAAACCACUCCUGUGGAAAUCCCUGUGAUUGGUCAAACUGUCCCAGUUAUGUGGCUGCAUUUAGCAAUGAAUGUCAUCACCCAAUAUGUGUGUAUUCGCGGUGUAUUCAUCCUAACCACAGAGUGUACCUCCCUUACUGUUACACUAGUAGUGACUCUGCGUAAAUUUCUGAGCCUCAUCAUCUCUAUACUGUACUUCCAAAACCCAUUCACAGCCUGGCACUGGGUUGGUACAGCAGUGGUGUUCCUGGGCAUGCUGCUCUACACUGAGGUGUGGUCCAGCAUCUGCGUGGCAGUGAAAGGAGAGAAACCGGGCAAGAAAGCAGAGUAAAAAUGAUGAACACAACAGAAUACCUCAGUGUGUGUGCGCGAGUAUGUGCGUGUGCGCGCGCACACGUGAACACAUGCCUAUAGACAUUUUUCCAUAGCAGAUUCCACUGCUAUGUAGCUCCUUUUUACUUUAAAAAUUGUUAAAAAUAAAAGGUAAAUGUAAUUCCCAGAUCCACCCCAUUAUCAGUUGUCUGAUGCAAAAAUAUGUAGUAAUAAGUCUAUAGUAUAAUAGUACAUUUUCAGUGUCUUUGCCAUGAGCCUAAGGAUGGCAUUAUGAGUGCCGCUUAGUUACUGUGUUGUCAACUGAGAUACAAAAUUGUGCGUUUAUUCAGACUAAGUCCAUGUAAUUUAUUCCAGUUGGGAGGAUAAACAUUUCGAACAGAAAUGUGUAAUAAGGACUUUAGUUGAUUGACAUGUACUGUAUACCUUUGUAUUUAUGUUUCAGGAUUUUACUGUUUCCUAAAUGAGUCUCAAGAUGAGUCCCAAUGUCUCAGUUAAAGCACUGAUUUACAGCCCUCAUGCUGUUAAUUACAUUUCCACCUUUCUCUGUUACUAUAAUAAAAUUAGCUUGUGUUCAGUAA
Neoarius graeffei (lesser salmon catfish) is the source of this 1718-nucleotide messenger RNA. RefSeq names its product solute carrier family 35 member B4 (gene slc35b4). Lineage: Eukaryota; Metazoa; Chordata; Actinopteri; Siluriformes; Ariidae. Gene Ontology annotation, molecular function: UDP-N-acetylglucosamine transmembrane transporter activity; UDP-xylose transmembrane transporter activity. The record is from RefSeq and is a predicted model, not a curated record. The coding region runs from base 143 to 1138 and encodes 331 amino acids. The transcript has 10 exons. Gene Ontology annotation, cellular component: endoplasmic reticulum membrane; Golgi membrane. Gene Ontology annotation, biological process: transmembrane transport.